Spea bombifrons (plains spadefoot toad) is the source of this 3809-nucleotide messenger RNA. Its product is annotated as CAP-Gly domain-containing linker protein 2-like. NCBI's taxonomy places the organism in Eukaryota, Metazoa, Chordata, Amphibia, Anura, Pelobatidae. The transcript has 17 exons. Gene Ontology annotation, biological process: cytoplasmic microtubule organization. The record is from RefSeq and is a predicted model, not a curated record. Bases 510 to 3632 code for a protein of 1040 amino acids. Gene Ontology annotation, cellular component: cytoplasm; microtubule plus-end; nucleus. Gene Ontology annotation, molecular function: microtubule plus-end binding.
GGAGUCAGCAGCAGCACAACCUUCCCUGUGAUAAACACAGCAGCACUGCCUUUCUAGCAAAGGCUUGGGCAUUCCCUUUAGCAAUCAGCCUGGUAUUCUGCUUGUUCCUGCUCCAUACUCAAGAUCCUGUAUACUCCUGCUGUGCACAGAUUUGUUUGUUAUCUUUGCCCAGACACUGGAUAGGCUUCACCUCCAAGAAGGGAGGAGGUGUAAUUUUGGCCAUUGAGGAUUGCUGCUGUCAUUGCUUGUACCCACUCUGGCAACUGGUUUCCUCCCCCACUGUCUAUCCCUUGCCUGCAGGGAGUGGCUGAUCACUGAGCUAGAGGCAGACUGCAGGGUUGGGCUGGUAGGAUCCCUCUUCUCAUCUGGUGCUUUGGGGUGCUGGCAUCUCUGGAGGUUCCUGAAUAUGGAAGAUGACAUCCAGUGCAGAGAUGCCUGACAUUUAAACAUUAACGUGUAUCCUGAUACAGAAGAAAAACCGCUGGCUGCUUGAAUAUAUUUCUGCAACAAUGUUGAAACCAAGUGGACUUAAAAUCCCUGGGAGGGGAGCUAAGCACUCCAGUCCUGUGGGCAGAUCUUCUGCAGGGGCAAGUGUUACUGGCAGCACCAGUUCCAAGGAAGGUUCUCCAUUGCAUAAACAGGGAUCUACCUCUUCAGUUGGUGCAGAAAAAUCAAGUUCAAAGAUCACUGAGGUUGGAGAUGAGUUCUUGGGAGACUUUGUGGUUGGUGAACGUGUAUGGGUCAAUGGAGUAAAGUCUGGAGUGGUACAAUACUUGGGAGAAACCCAAUUUGCCCCAGGACAGUGGGCAGGAGUUGUUCUGGAUGACCCAGUAGGAAAGAAUGAUGGAUCAGUUGGUGGAGUUCGCUAUUUUGAAUGUCAACCAUUACAGGGGAUUUUUACUCGUCCAUCCAAGUUGACUCGCCAGCCUGUGGCAGAUGGUGCAGGAAGUGAUUCUCAUUCUGUGGAAUCAUUGACUACACAAAACUUGUCCCUGCAUUCUGGAACUGCCACCCCACCUCUAACUACACGCAUCGUUCCACUCCGAGAAAGUGUGCUGAACAACACCAUCAAAACAGGAAAUGAAUCGGGAUCAAAUCUUUCAGACAGUGGGUCAGUUAAAAAAGGUGACAAAGAUUUACGGAUUGGAGAUCGUGUUUUGGUUGGUGGUACAAAGACCGGAGUGGUUCGCUACGUGGGAGAGACGGAUUUUGCAAAGGGUGAAUGGUGUGGAGUUGAGUUAGAUGAGCCUUUGGGCAAGAACGACGGUGCAGUGGCAGGAACCAGGUACUUUCAAUGUCCACCAAAAUUUGGCCUUUUUGCUCCUAUUCACAAGGUGAUCCGUAUUGGGUUCCCAUCAACAAGUCCUGCCAAGGCCAAGAAAAGCAAGAGGAUGGCAAUGGGUGUGUCGGCACUGACACAUAGCCCUAGCAGCUCUUCCAUCAGUUCUGUAAGCUCGGUGGCAUCAUCAGUAGGUGGCAGACCCAGCAGAAGUGGCCUACUCACUGAAACGUCAUCCCGGUAUGCAAGGAAAAUCUCUGGUACAACAGCUCUACAAGAGGCGCUAAAGGAAAAGCAGCAACAUAUCGAGCAGCUGCUGGCAGAGAGAGAUCUGGAGCGAGCUGAGGUGGCAAAAGCCACAAGUCACAUCUGUGAAGUUGAGAAAGAGCUCACUGUCUUGAAAACCCAACACGAGCAGUAUAUUACAGAAGCAGAAAGUAACCUUCAAAGAGCUCGUGCCCUGGUGGAAUCAACACAGAAGGAGAAAAUUGAGCUGCUGAGUCAACUAGAAGAAGAGAAAAGGAGAGUGGAAGAUCUCCAGUUCAGAGUGGAGGAAGAAUCCAUCACAAAGGGCGAUCUAGAGACACAGACGCAGUUGGAGCAUGCCCGAAUUCGGGAGCUCGAGCAGAAUCUACUGUUUGAGAAGGCAAAAACUGCAAAGCUUCUCAAAGAAUUAGAGGACAAGAGGCUUACAACUGUAGCAGAGCAGUCCAGAAUCCAACAGUUGGAGGAGGAACUGAGCCUUCGUCGCAAUGAAAUUGAGGACCUCCAACACUGCUUGUUGAACUCAAGCCAGACAGAUAUACCCGAGCAUAGUCUUGAACUGCAGACAGAGGCAUUGCGUCUCCGGGAUCAGCUCUUAUCUGCCAGCAAGGAGCACCAAAAGGAAAGCAGUCAACAAAAGGACACGUAUGAGAAAAAUAUGAAAAAAUACCAACAAGAAAUUGAAAAGCUAAAUGGGCUGAAUGAGAAACAUGUCCAGGAGAUUGCAGAUUUAAGGAAGAAACUAGAGCUAGCCACAAGGGAGAAUAUGGGUAUGAUGGACAGCUGGAAAUCCAAACUGGACAGCAUUGUUUCUGAUCACCAGAAAUCUUUACAUGACUUGAAAGGGUCCCUGGUUACAAGCCCUGACACUCAAUACAAAGAGGUAGUAGAUCUUAAAGCCAACAUGGAGAGUCUUAAAAUGGAACAUCAGCUGGAACUUGAGAACUUAAAAGCCAAGAACGAGAUUGAAAUAGCAGUUCAUAUUAAGGAGAAAGAGAUCCUUAAAUCCAAGAUACAAGAAAUUAAGGACGAAAUAGAAGAAGGCAAUAACAACUGGAAAACACAAUUGGAAUCAAAAACCAAUCAACAUCUUAAAGAACUUCAAGACAUUAAGGACAAAUACAGAGCAACAGAACAGCGAGUAUGUGAACUGGAAAAGAUAAACAUCGAAUACAACGACCAGACGCAAGCCAUAGCCUUCAUGAAAGAACAGAUCUCCAUAGCUGAAAAGAAAAUUGUGGAUUAUGAUUCCCUCCAGAAAGCAGACCUUCGAAACAAACAAGAAAUCCAAAGAUUGCAGGAUAACAUAUUGCUUCUGGAAAACAAACUACAGUCCAUGGAGCAGCUUCUCUCUUCACAAAAUGCAAACGUGAUAGAAACCAAUGAUAUUUCUGAAGAAAAGAUAAAAAUGAAAAAUGCAUUGGAAGAUCUGCAAGUUAAGCUCAGUAAGCGAGACAAAGAGGUGUCAUCUAUGUCUUCCCACAUUGAAGCACUAAGGGCUCAAAUAACUGCUCUUGAAAACAGAUGCAAAUCAGGAGACAAAAAGGUGGAUUCUUUAGUUAAGGACAAUAAAAAACUAGAAGCUGAGCUAGAAGCCUUCUCUAGAAAAUCCCAUGACACAUCAGGGCAGUUUGUCUUAAUCAGCCAGGAUUUACUCAAGAAGGAGAGGAAUUUAAAUGAAUUGAGAGCUCUUCUGUUGGAAGCCAAUAGACGCUCACCAGGACCAGAAAAAGACUUAAGCCGAGAGGUUCAUAAGGCAGACUGGAGAUCAAAAGAACAGAAACUAAAAGAAGAGAUCAAAAUAUUAAGAGAAAAGCUUAUGAUUUUGGACAAAGAAAAGUCUGUAUCAGAUCAGAGGCGUUACUCGUUAAUAGAUCCUUCGACUGAGUCAGAAGUCCUGCGGUUACAGCAUCGUUUGGUAAGCACUGAAGAUGCCCUCCGUGUUGCGCUGGAUCAGGGCCAUCAAAUGGAGAAACUAAUGGAGGCCAUGAGAAACAACACAGAGAAAUCUCAGGUAACUGGAAACUCUGAAUCGGCCAAUGGGAUCCAUCAGCAGGAAAAAUCAUAUACACAGGAGGAAAAUCCUUGACACCAACAAAAAAAUUUACAUUGUAAACCAAUGAACUUUUGGCAAAUAUAGACAGAAAAUCUACGUUGUAGCUGCCUAUCAGAAAGAAUUUAUAGAGUAUUUUGGCUGGAAAGACAGGACAGUGUUGCUUAUGUAAUGUUAGAUAUUGGACAAUCAUGGAGUGUACGUCUCACAACA